GUACGUGAAUAAUAUUCCAAGGUUACAAUAACCAAGAACAACACUUGACUACACCGCGCCGGCAACGGGCUAUUUCGAUUCGAUGUCAAGAAAUCUCUCCUAUAUUUUUUGUUUAUCUUUCUAUGUAUUCCGCUCUUUUCCUUGUAUAAUCAUUGAAGCCCUUUUUUAAGAAUAGUUCUUCCAUUACUUCCAUAUGCCUGCAUUAGUUAGGUUACUCAAUGCUGUAGUGUUAUUGAUAAUAAGUCGGAGCGAUCUUAUCGUGAAUUCGUGAUCGUUUCUGAUAAAAGCUGAAUAGGUGUACAGAUACACGUCGCGACUCGGCGUGUGGAUCAAAUAAACCUUAUCCGCAUUACACAAUGCGAUUUCCUACAGCGGGAAAACGAGUGCUGUUGAUAUGAAAUAUUGCAGAAGCGAAAGCGUGUUUACGUAGCGUAAAAAUCAUCGAGUGCCGGCAUCCCGGCGAUUCAAAUUUAGUGUUCGUGCAUGUUUUAAGUGACUGGUACACGGCGAGGGUUGAUCGUCAUGCUGUCCUGGAUACAGCACCGAUGGACCGGCCUCUGCCUCCUCGUAACGGGCCUUGGAGCCCUCAUGCUCUUCCUCUAUGGAUUUUUCCCGCUGAAAUACCAUUCCGGGAAAAUGUCCCAUAUGGAUGAUCUACCAAACUUUAUUGAUGGUGUCAGUAUUGACGGCCAGCAAGUGUACAAUUCUGGGGAGAAUACUGUGGUUCUCAUGGUUAUAGAUGGCCUUCGAUAUGACUUUGUAACUGAAGAAUAUAUGCCAUACACGGGACAACUACUUAAAAAUAAGUCUGGCUGCAUAUAUGUGUCUGUGGCUGAACCUCCUACUGUCACUAUGCCCAGGAUCAAGGCCAUGAUGACAGGCAGUGUAUCGACAUUCGCGGACGUAGCUCUCAACUUCGGAGCGCCGGCCGUCCGCGGGGACAGCGUGUUGCGCGUCGCCAACGCUAGAGGGCGUCGUACUGUCAUGUAUGGGGAUGAUACGUGGUUGAGACUGUUCCCGGGGCUGUGGGCUGAGUUUGAUGGAACUACGUCGUUUUUUGUCACUGAUUAUACUGAGGUAGAUAAUAACGUUACGAGACAUCUAGACAAGAUAUUGACACCGGACGAACAAAAGAAACCAACGUUUGACUUCCUAGUAUUACAUUACCUCGGGUUGGACCAUAUUGGACAUUUGGAGGGAGCUCGGAGCCCUAAGAUCAAACCGAAGCUCUUGGAAAUGGAUGAGGUCGUGAAGAAAAUAUUUACCGCUAUGCAGAAGUGGGACCGUAAUGGCGUACUAAUAGUGUGUGGUGACCACGGCAUGCGCGACGCGGGCGGACACGGCGGCGCCACGCCCAGUGAGGUGCUCGUGCCGCUCGUGUUGGCCAGGAGUGAUGAUUUCGUGUGUCCUCAUCCCCUAGGCCGCGGCCCCACAGUGGCUCAAGUAGACGUGGCACCUUCAGUAUCAUGGCUGCUGGGCUGCCCCUUCCCGGGCGACAGCGGCGGCCGCCUGCUGCCCGCACUGCUGCCGCAAGACACGCGACAACACCUGUAUCUACUGCACGUGCAGGCGCAGCAUAAUGCUAAGCAGGCACUGCCUACUGACACCGAAUUCUACAAGCAGUUCCAACGUGCUGAGAAGCAAUUCGCUCACUACCUGGCCACCGGACAGCAGAGCGCCGCCAAGAUAGCUCGGGAGUUCUACGAAGACUCGCUAGAGAAGAUGUCGGAGUUCCUAACAGAUACAAAGACUGAGUUCGAUAUGUUUGCUAUUGGGAUGGCUAUUGUUGUGCUUUAUUUGAUCGCCACAUCACUCCUUUUCGUGACUCUAUACUCAUUCCAACCCGACGCCCGUCGCAAGACCAGUAUGACCUCCCACUCCCACCACAGAUCCAACGCCGGCUACAUCAUCGCCUUCUUCGUUAUAUUCUCCAUAACGAGUGCCAUACUGACCACCGCGUGUUUCAUCACCGAAACCAAAAGCCAAGUCUGCCAUUUCACGUCCCCUUGGAUACUAGUUUUAACCGCUAUAGCCUGCGUUUUCACCACCACAUAUUUUAUCAUUAAAACUGGUAUAGAACGCAUCAAAGAUUUAUCUACUUUAACAGAAUUAAACAGUACAGAUUAUCUCUUAAUUGGUGCAACCAUAUUCCAUUGCUGGUCGUUCCUAGGUACGAGUUUCAUUGAAGAAGAACAUAUGACUUGGUACUACUUUUGGAAUACGUUAAUGUUCUUCGUUCUUGUUAGAACUGUGGUGGUUUUGUUAAUGUAUUUGAGUAAAAAGUGGACGGGAGCUACGGAGGUGCAAGAGAAACCGGAAUUGGCGCAAAGAAUGAGUGCGGUUGGAGUCGGGAUAUUACCUAAAUGGGUGAUGCUUAUUGCUUUACAUAGGUAUCUAAGAACAAUGAAUCAAACUGGAGAUCGGUGGCUAUUCUUACCAGACACCGCGGAUUGGCUGAACGCACCUGAAAAUGCCUUUUAUCUUCAAGCUCAUUUAGUAAUAGGAACAAUAGCGACUUUAGCAAUAUGUCUAUACAAUCUCCGCUACGUAAACAACGUGGUUUACAUACAAACAGGAUUGACAAUAGCAGCCGUAGUCUGCAUACUAUGCUACCGAAUCACUUCCAAAGCCCUAGAAACACCAAUCGAUGAAAUCAAAACCUGGGACGCAGUACAAAUAGUCAGCAUAUUCUGGGCUAUAUUAAUAGCUCAGUUUAUACUAGAAAUUCUAUCAUACAUAGGAGCUUUAAAGUCCUGUGGUCUAAAACCUGUGGAAAGAAACGCAACAAGCGCCAACAAAUUCGUUUACAAUAAGCCUAAGGCGAAAACAGAAGACUACUUCUAUGAAACUCUGAUAGAAGAACCGUGGAACAUCGAUGAAGUGAAAUUAAAUUUAGUGCGAUCAAUUUCUCAUUUAAUGUUGAAUGAUUUAAUGUUAAUAGUAGUGUUGUUAAUGAGGCCUCACAAUGUGAUAAUGGUGCCUAGUAUUUAUAUAACGUGUGUGCUAACAUCUGAGUGUAUGGACCAUAAAUUGUUGGACUCUAAGUCCGGCAAAAAGACUGAAGUGGUUGAUAUACUUAGUAGGACUCUAGUGCAUAUGUGGAUUGGUAUCCUGUUCUUCUUUUAUCAGGGCAACUCCAACAGCUUGUCGUCAGUAGACCUGGGGUCGGGCUACGUGGGGCUGCGCGAGUACUGCCCGGUGCGCGUGGCGCUGCGCAUGGGGCUGCACGCGUACGCGGGGCCCGCCAUCGCCGGCGCCGCGCUCUUCUGUACUGUGGCCGCGCAUAGUGAUACGUGGCAACAGUACUUACAAACAACAUGGCGAGCAACAAACAUCCUCGCAUUACACCGAGUGUAUUCCGUAGUAAUAUACUGUGUAAUAGCAACCAUCUUCAGAGACCAUCUGUUCGUAUGGAGCGUGUUUUCUCCAAAACUGCUGUACGAUUUCGUAGCAACAGUGUUCAGUGUCCAAGCGUUAGCUACCAUUGCGCAAAUAGAAGCUCUAGCGCAUAUAACGAACUGGCUAGCCCGAAUGUUCACUUACAAGUCAAGACUGUGAUAUACAAAUUGUAUAGUUACCUGAGGUAUAUUGUGUUUUAAAUGAUAUAGUGAAUUGUGAGACUAUGCCAUGAAUGUAUUGUGAUCAUCAUGUGUUUAGCAACGUCCAUUUAAAGUUUAACUUUAUUUAUGGCUUGUUCCAGCACUUUUGGAUAUGUUUAACGCGACUUGCGUUAAAGUAAUCUAUGUAUUUUACAAUAAUUUGUUAUAUAAUUCCUACCAGAAGUGGCGAAACGAACUCUUUUGGCCUUACUAUACAAAAACUUUAACAACUGUUCUACACUUGUCUAAAAAAAUGUGUCUCCAAAAUGAACCUUAUGUCAACGUCAUAAUUUGACAUUUUUUUAGACAAGUCUUAAACUGACGUUAAAAAGUUUUUGUGGUAAGACGGUUUAUAUUUAUUUUUAUAGUUAUCUAAUGGGUUGUAAGAGGCUUAGUGAAACGUACAAGCGCUCUCUUAUAAACACGUGUUUCAUUAUUAUGAAUAAUUAUGUAUUUUGUACUUAUACUGAUUGUAAACUAACGCAGCAAUAAAACUAAAUCUAUAGUUAACACAUAAGACCCUGAAAAGGUAUUUAAUAUUUUUUUGACAUUCCUAGAACAAAAUUAAUAUAGUAACUGUUGUUGUUAUGAAUUAUAAACAUACUUACAUAGUUUAUAGGAUUCGAUAAUAAAACAAAUGAUCUUAACAUAUUUUUUUAUUAGUGAAAGUGUAUACUGGAACCACCAUUUUUUUAAGUUUUUUUAUUCAUAUUGAUAUCCUAUAGGAGUCGUAGCGACUCCUUACCAAACCAAUGCCUUAAAUAAAUCUAAUUUUACAUUA
Molecule: messenger RNA, 4380 nt
Organism: Helicoverpa zea (corn earworm)
Lineage: Eukaryota; Metazoa; Arthropoda; Insecta; Lepidoptera; Noctuidae
Gene: PIG-G
Product: GPI ethanolamine phosphate transferase 2
Exons: 12
Coding region: 523-3558 (1011 amino acids)
Biological process (GO): GPI anchor biosynthetic process
Cellular component (GO): endoplasmic reticulum membrane
Source: RefSeq, a predicted model, not a curated record